AUGAGUAUUUCGAAAGCAAUGGUAUUGUUCCCCAAACCUGUUGAGAGACACCAUCUGAACAAAAGAAAGGUGCUCAAGCACGUUGCCAGCCUUUACGAUCCGCUCGGGUUAUUCGCUAAGAUAACUCUUGUGGGCAGGCCUUUUCUCCAAUCUCUCUGGAAAAUUACCCUCUCCUGGGGCAAUGUUUUGCCUAUAAAAAAACUCGAUCAAUGGACUCAGAUUACAUCCACUUGGACAGCAGGACAGCUAACCUUUCCGCGGCUCAUUCUCAACAUCCGUGAUAAUUCAUUGUCAGAGUAUGACCUCCAUGUGUUCACAGACGCCUCAGCUAGUGCUCACUCUGCUUCUUCUUAUAUAGUUCAACGUCUACAAAACGAUAGAUCCUUCUCGAUUCACCUCCUGGACAAAACUCAUAAACUCGGUCUUCUACGUCUUGCGCUUCCUCACUCUAAAAUCAGCACUAGCCAAGCUGCACUUCGGCAACGAUGA
Molecule: messenger RNA, 489 nt
Organism: Ostertagia ostertagi
Lineage: Eukaryota; Metazoa; Nematoda; Chromadorea; Rhabditida; Trichostrongylidae
Source: the annotation of a GenBank genome assembly